AUGGCUCGUCAUUUUCCAUCCACCGAUCCCCACAAAUUCGAAAUAGUCCAUAGAGUGUUUGGAACCAGCCAUGUACUGAAAAUGCUUCAAGAUGUGGAAGAAAAUGAAAGGGCGGCUGCGGUAAAUAGCAUGGUGUAUGAAGCAAACGCCAGAUUGGCAGACCCAGUGCAUGGGUCUGCAGGCACAGUUUAUCAACUGCAGAGGCAAAUUGCUGAGCUUGAAACGGAGUUGGCAAUCACGCAGAAAGAAGUUGUUAGAAUGAGUAGGAAGCGAGAUGACCUGACUUCAAUCGUUACGGGUAGAUCUCAUGUUUUGCCUCCAACAGAACAAAGUGAUGAUUUGAUGUUAGAAGACAUUGGUCCCUUAUGGGAGCCUCUGUGGAACUGGAAAGUAUAA
Cryptomeria japonica (Japanese cedar) is the source of this 396-nucleotide messenger RNA. RefSeq names its product LOB domain-containing protein 1-like. The record is from RefSeq and is a predicted model, not a curated record. The transcript is spliced from 2 exons. Lineage: Eukaryota; Viridiplantae; Streptophyta; Pinopsida; Cupressales; Cupressaceae. The coding region runs from base 1 to 396 and encodes 131 amino acids.